Molecule: messenger RNA, 1252 nt
Organism: Ornithodoros turicata
Lineage: Eukaryota; Metazoa; Arthropoda; Arachnida; Ixodida; Argasidae
Exons: 8
Coding region: 84-1073 (329 amino acids)
Source: RefSeq, a predicted model, not a curated record
GUUUCAUUCUGAACGGAUCAAUUGGUCGAGCACCAGGUUCCACUACGUACUUCCCAUUAAAGUUUUACCAAAAAGACAACGCGAUGGAACCCAGCUACGCGAAGCCACAGAAAGACGAAGUGUACCGUGAGUUGCAGAGAGUCCGAGGAGGCGAGGGCUUCCAUGUAAUAUGUCAGAACCGGAGAUCAAGCAGGGAUUUUUACAACUACUUCCCGACUGAAGACAAGACUGAUUUUUAUCUCAGUCUACUCUUCUACCACACCCAAGACUCCCCCACGGUGAAGGUGAAAUUCCUCCAUCGAAAAGAUUUCAACAACUGCUACGUGAUUGUAAAUAUAUACAACGGGAACGACCUGCGAUCAAAAUCUGCAGCUACCAUCCACACCGCAAAUUCUAAAGGACAUCUCACUGUUAAUAUGAGGAAGGGGGACUACUCUUUGAUGCAGUUUCACAUGCAUGAAUACGCAUGCGAUCACUUCUUUGAUACCGUCCACUACGAUACGUACAACUACGUAUUCAGACGUCUGGACCUCGUCGAAAUAUAUCAUUCAGAUAGUUGUCGACUGCAAGAAUACCACGUGACGCAGGAUAAGGUGGGCCUCCCCAGCAAUUACUUCGCCGAAGACAGCUCAUCGGAAGAUUAUCCUGGUGAUCCGGGAUAUGUACAAGUCGGAGCUGUUACGACUGUCACUGGAAAAGUUUAUGAUGCCGCAAAAACGGUCAGUGUCAUACUCAAGAGCGGCAGCUUCCAGGCGACGAAGUCGUUGGGCAACCCACCAAGUACGCUGUUCAACAUCACCGUCAGGAUAAUGGGCGCUUCUGCGGAGUUGGAAGCCAGCUUCAUUGAUAAACCCAUUGUCAUCGAGACUUCUCACACAAUGAAUGGCGGAUCCAUGCGUUUUCUCAACAUCAAGAUUCUGAAUCUGGUACAUAUGCCUUACUCACCUCUGGCAAGCGGAACCCUUCAGACUUGCUAUGGACUUCUGACGCCACUGCUGCUUUUAACAAGAUCAGACAAGUCAUCGCCGAUGCCACUCAUCUCAUUCUCCCCCGGACUCUGGCUACGCCAUUGACUGAGCUCCGAAGCGGUCUGUUGUGCCUCUAUCUGAACGAGCGGCACAGUUGCUGGUGAGCUGCUUGGAAUCAGCUCCGCCUGUGUGUCAUGUGUGUGUUCCAGUGUCAUUCUUUGUAUGGUUUCUUCUUUUUAUUUCGUUGUUGUCUGAAUUUCAAAUAAAAUGCAGUGAAAAAAGUA